Sitodiplosis mosellana (orange wheat blossom midge) is the source of this 3840-nucleotide messenger RNA. It is a transcript of the gene SC35, whose product is annotated as serine/arginine-rich splicing factor 2. Gene Ontology annotation, molecular function: RNA binding. Bases 199 to 789 code for a protein of 196 amino acids. The transcript is spliced from 6 exons. The record is from RefSeq and is a predicted model, not a curated record. NCBI's taxonomy places the organism in Eukaryota, Metazoa, Arthropoda, Insecta, Diptera, Cecidomyiidae.
UUCGGUCGGCAUGUUCGAAAUUGUAAAGUAGACGGUCACAUCGUCAUCAAGCGCGAACUAAUCACUCAAACUUAGAACUAGUGUGAAACGGUGCAGACGCUUAGACAUAGUCAAACAGACAAAACCCGAUUUAAAGUGAAUUUUAUUUCGUUGAAAAGCGUCGCGCGGACAGUAAAACAUUGACGAUUACAUUACGCGAUGAGUAACUAUGGAAGACCACCGCCUCGAAUCGAUGGAAUGGUUUCAUUGAAGGUCGAUAACCUUACUUAUCGAACAACACCAGAUGAUUUGCGUCGUGUUUUUGAACGAUGCGGCGAAGUUGGUGAUAUUUACAUCCCUCGGGACAGAUACACCCGUGAAAGCCGUGGUUUUGCAUUUGUACGGUUUUAUGACAAACGUGAUGCUGAAGACGCGCUUGAGGCCAUGGAUGGUCGUAUGCUUGAUGGCAGAGAGUUAAGAGUUCAAAUGGCACGCUAUGGUCGACCAACAUCACCGCAAACACGUCGAGGAGGACGUGGAGAUCGUGAUCGACGAGAUAGAGAUAGAGGAGGUCGACGUGAUAGACAGCGUAGCCGUUCCCGCGAACGAGGUGGAGGAGGAGGACGUCGUGACAGAAGCCAUUCGCGCGGUCGUCGUUCAGUUUCAAGAUCCCGAUCCAGAUCCGUAAGAUCACGCUCCCGUGGACGCUCCGAGUCACCAAUUAAGAAGCACUCGUUGAGCCGUAGCCACAGCCGAAACCGCUCGGUCAGUCGCAGCAGAAGCAUUUCACGCAGUCAUAGCCGUGAUUAAAUUUGCACCAUGACAGCUGGCCACCAAUACCACAUUCUUUGGAAUUGCCCGCAACGGAAUUAAAAUGCCAAGGUAAUUCAAUCAAUAAAAAAAACUAUCACACAUCUUUUUUUCCACUAAAACAAAAGAAAUAUACAGCAUAGAAUUUGAAUGCAUUUCAGUUUUCUUUGUGAAAAUAAUAAGUGGAACAAAUUAAUAGUGAAAACAGGACCAAAUAAGAACAACAAAAAAAAAAACAAAAUUCUGCCAAUGCGUUCGCCAUUUCACUUUCAAUUGGUGUCAAGAUCUCCACAAUUCACACACACACAUAAAUUUGUUUUUGGGGAAAACAGUUUAAACCGAAACCAAUAGCAAUUAUUUUACUGACCGAGAGCAAAAGCAAUUUAACUGCUAUCGAUCAUCAUUCGUUGUAGAGAAUUUUUUUUUUUUUUGGAAAUGAAACACAAAUAUCAUUUUGCAAUCGAACAUUUUCUUUCUCCAUUUUGUUGUCCAUUUUCGUUUUGGUACAAUUUUUAGCCGUUGCUCUUUAUUUCCACACACGCACACACACACACAUAAUACAUAUACCAACAAUAUUUCCAACGCAACAACGUUUUCAUUAUUAUUUUUUUGUGAUUCAUUUCUUUUUGGUCUCCCUAGUGAGUAUUUAUCUAUAGAUAUGUUGAGUUUUGUUUCACCGUUCAACAUCGAUUAUGCAAUAGAUUUCAUUGGUUCCAAUUUGCAAAUUUAGUUUACCCACACACAAAAAACACACAACCAAAACAAUAAGAACAACAAUCAAACCUUUUUUUUAUUUUGUAUUUUAAAAUCCGUUUACAACUGAUUCAACAUGUUUAAUUUUUUUCCUGAACAAAAAAAAACAAACAAACAAACAAAUGUGUCGAUAAAACAUACUAAAAAAUCAUCUACAAUUUUAAUAUGCAGGCCACUUGUUCCGGCUUAGCAGUAAAUUGCAGUCAGAGCAGAAUCAAUCAGUAACAGAUGAGAGAGAGAGAGAGAGAGAGAGAGAGAGAGAGAGAGAGAGAGGGAGAUGAAUGUCAAGUUCAAUAUGCUAUGAUCGCGAUUCAGAGCUUCGUGUAGAGUUCAGAGAGGGUUGUUAAUGGGGCAGAGAGUAAAAUGAAUGUUAGGCGAUUCGCAAAGAGGCUGCAUUGAUUCGAUGUUGGUGUGUGCGCGCGCGUGCGCGUGCGCGGGGUGCAUUGUGUUCAGAAAAGAAAAGCAAUUGCCGUUUCUCAAGAGCACUUAACCAGUGCCGUGUGCGUCCGCGAUUACCGAAUUCAGAAAAAAAAUACCGUGUGAAAAAGGCUCUCUCUUCCAAAUCGCAUGAUGGCAGAAGCAAACAAAACAAAAGACCACAUUUCGUUUUUUGGCGAACGUGAUUCGUGUGUGCGUUUUAAUUCGAUUCCAAGCAAAACCAAACAAACCAAAAUGCUUAUAAUUCGGUCCAAAUGUGAAAACAAUCGGCGUUCGCUGUCUUUUUGUCAUCCGUUUGAGAGCUGGUGAACAAUCGACCUGAUUUGCUGUGCACACAUUUUGAUCCAGAUCAUGUUCCGGGCUCAAAUUUUCCAAAAACCAAAACAAGAAAAAAAAAAGAACGAAAAAGAGAUCCAAGUAUCGAUAGAAUCACACAAACUGCUGGCAGAAUUGGCGCUGUACACUACUUGUACGGUGCACAAGACCAUCCGUUGCCGACGAAGCGGUUAAGUUUAUUGUUCCAAAAAGAAAAACAACCAGAACAUCAACGAUUUUUUUUUUAAAUUUGUUUUCAACAUUUAUUUUGUUUUUCGGAUUCUUUGGUUUCUUUUUUACAUUUUUCUUUUAAAUUAUUGAAUUUAUAUACCAAUGUUGUGCGUGAUAUGCACACACACACACAAUGAGAAAUGAUCGUCUGAUAUUAUUUCAACGUUCACCACAUCUCAAACACACCAUUUUAGUUGUGAUCUUAAUCGAAAACCAAACACACCACAAUUCCCCAUCCUUAUUUCACUGCCAUUUUGUUUUCUUUCAAAUUCCAAUUCGAUCCCCAACAAAUCCGCCCCAUAUUUAUAUACAUAUCUUUGAUCACACAAUUUCAACUGCAAAGGAUGAAUCACAUUCACACAGACCAAUCCUGUGUCAAUCAUUCAAUCGCAUUCAAUUCCAUGACUGAACUUGAACUGAGAUGAUAUAUAUUUGCAUUUGAUACGUGCAUAUUUUAUGCACCACUAAAGACUGAAAAUCAUCAUUCGUUUCAACUCUUUUCAUAAAACUAAUUUUUUUUCUUACAUCUUUUCUUUUUAUCUGUACAUAUGUUUACCUCUAUAUUCCAAGCCACUAGCAACGCAAUUACAACGAACUAUUUUUUUUGAAAUUUUUCUAUUUUCAGAUGCAAUUUUUCCCAAAAAUCUUUCAUCUUGGCUAAUUAAAAAAAAAAAAUAUUACAUACACAUACAUUUUUUCAUUAAAUAAACAAACAAAAUGAAUAUUUUUUAUCAAUAAUAAUAACCAUUUAACGGCGGUAAGUAUUUCUACCGUACCACGUAUUGAACUCAACAACAUAAAUUUAUCGUAUUAGAUGGCAUUUUUGUUAGAUUUGGUAGGGAUUCAUAAAACAAUGUAUGUGAAAAGAAAAAAAAUCAUCCAACUUAUAUGAAGAUUAAACAAAUGAAUUUUUUCCCCCCAUUUCAUACACAAUGUUCAAUAGGAACACAUUAACAAAUGUCCAUACAACAGAUUCUGUGGCAAAUUGCCACCUUUUUUCCACUUUUUUGCAUCCAAACAAAUGACCAAUUUGUGACUCUCAUGAAAACAAAGGAAUAACUUUUUGUUGAAAGAAUUCAAAAACAAUUGAAAAUUCUUUAUUUGCACUUUAUUUCAUUUGAUAAAUUCACACACGAACUUGAUGUUAACUGAAAUUAAAAAAAAAACACAACAAAUAACGUAGAUUUUAUGUUUUAAGAGCAUAGAUGUACACUCGAUCUUUGUUUUAUUUCAAAAUUGGAUAAAAAUAUGCAAAAACUGAAACAUCAUUAUUGGAAGGAAAAUAAAAUAAACGUAAACUAUACACCAACAAAA